AGGUUACAGUAGCAUACUUUGUAUCAGUCAAAUUCUCGCGAUAGUUAGGACUUCCUAAUCGCACAACUUGUUGCUUCCUGGGUCUUCCUCUUGUUUUCAAGUUAAGACGAUUAAGAAGAACGUUUGGACUACUGAAUCGAAGCAAGAUUUCCAGGAUUAAAACCCCCAGAGACCCAACCAUUUCACCAUGUCAGCCCUGAGCGGUAAGGUCCAGACGGUGUUGGGUCCGAUAGAACCCGACCAGCUGGGUAGAACCAUGACCCACGAGCACCUGACCAUGACCUUUGAGUGCUGCUACUUCUCUCCGGCCCCAGGGGACGAGACGGUUGCCCAGGCCCCCAUCCAGAUGAAGAAUCUAUUCUGGCUGAAACAGAACCCUUACAGCAGCCAUGAAAACCUGCUGCUGCUGCAGGAGACCAAUGCUGUGCGGGAAGAGCUGCAUGAGUACCGAAAGGCAGGAGGGGGUACCAUCGUAGAAAACACUACCCAGGGUAUCGCCCGGGAUCUGCCCUGCCUCAAACAGCUGGCCAAGAAUACGGGCGUCCACAUCAUAGGAGGCGCGGGGUACUAUGUGGACGCCACCCACUCUGAGGCCACCAGGAAGAUGACCGUGGAGAAGCUCACAGACAUCAUCAUCAGUGAGGUUCUCCAUGGGGCGGAUGGGACCGAGAUCCGCUGCGGUGUGAUUGGAGAGAUCGGCUGCAGCUGGCCAAUCACGGACAGUGAGAAGAAAGUGCUGCAGGCCACUGCACAUGCUCAGACCGAGCUGGGCUGCCCAGUCAUCAUCCACCCAGGACGGAACCCUGGUGCACCGGCUGAGAUAGUGCGUCUCCUGCAAGAAGCUGGAGGUGACAUCAGCAAGACCGUUAUGUCACACCUGGAUAGGACCAUAUUUGACAAUGGAGAGCUGCUGGAGUUUGCAAAGAUGGGGAGUUACCUGGAAUACGACCUGUUUGGAACAGAGAUGCUGAACUAUGCCUAUAACAUGGAGGUGGACAUGCCCAGUGACAGCCAGAGAGUCAAGACCUUGGCGUUCCUGGUCCAGGAGGGAUAUGAGGACAACAUUGUCAUUGCCCACGACAUCCACACCAAGAACCGUCUCACCAAGUACGGAGGGCACGGCUACUCACACAUACUGAAGAACAUCGUGCCCAAGAUGCUGAGGAGAGGGAUUAACCAGAACCAGGUGGACAAGAUCCUCAUAGACAACCCCAAACGCUGGCUCACGUUCAAAUGAAGGAUCAGAAUCAGAUCACGCAGAAGAUAAAGGCUGCUCCAUAGGCCUUUAUCCUUUUCAACAGCUACUGAACUCACAGUAAAAAAAGUGUUUAGAAAUGUUUUAUUACUUGCAAAUUAUCAAAUGCAAUUAAUGUCAGAAGUUGACAUGUUUUAUUCUUGCUACUUGUCUGUGAUUUACUGAAUCAAAGUGUUCUAUUGAGAGGUAAACAAGGAAAGAAAACCUUGGAUUGAAAACUAACAACAUUCUGAUAGCUGAGUGAGGAGUAAUGUUAAAUCAAAUAUAUUUGUCACACAAUUACUUGCCAUGACUGAAUCAAAGCUUCAAUUCAUGUUUGUAAUUCAUUAUUAAUACUGUAAGCAAAUAAAUUAAACCAUCCAGCUAGAAAAUAAGUCGUAGACUAAAUCUAAAUGUGGUGCCAAUAUACACAGAAACCAAAUGUCAUUUAACAAGACAAAGCGACAGUUUCUGCCCCAAACAAACUCAAGGACAUGGACCGCACAUCGUCUGCACCUGGUGCUCUACUCAUAAAUAUGGUGCUUUCCGUUCUGACUAGUUUUAGUAAAAGCCAUAGGAGCUUUGUAGUAAUGACGUUUAACAAAGAUUCUUUGUGAAAAGUAGUAACAUUGUUCCCGUUUUAGAUUUUAGAUUUUUUUAUUUCUAAAAGAUAUUGGGGUACCAAAAGUUCUUUAUUAGUAUGCUUGUUAGAUGAGUUUUCAUGAUGUCACACUGUGACUGGGUGGAUAUAGGAGGGGAUCUGGUUGGCUGGUAGGUUGUGAUGUCACCCAAUGGGUUCCUAUGGGAGGGAGCUGGUUGGCUGGUAGGUCAUCCUGACGGACAUGGUCUUCUCUUCUGAGAACAGGUGGCAUCACAGAGGGACUUCACCACAUGAGCAUCGACAUCACAGCAGACGAUACAUAACCAUUGUGUCACUUUAGGACAGUGUGUGAUAGGAUUUUAAAAGUUAGGGAGUAGGAGUGUAUUUUUUUCUUUCUGAUACAUCACCAAAUUGAGCAUCAUGGUAGUCUGCCAUUCAGAGGAAAAUGUGACCCAGGAAUAUUUUCUUACCAUUUUUAAUGCUCUGCUAAAAUUAGAACUGACCUGUUGAUUUUGUUUUACAUGAAUACUGUACCAAAGUCAUUAAAAUUGGUUUUGAUUUA
Molecule: messenger RNA, 2397 nt
Organism: Oncorhynchus gorbuscha (pink salmon)
Lineage: Eukaryota; Metazoa; Chordata; Actinopteri; Salmoniformes; Salmonidae
Product: phosphotriesterase-related protein
Exons: 6
Coding region: 188-1237 (349 amino acids)
Biological process (GO): catabolic process
Molecular function (GO): zinc ion binding
Source: RefSeq, a predicted model, not a curated record